AUGCCAAAGCUCGUAGGCGCGACAUCGACCUCGGGGUACUUUCAGCCUCACCCAAAGCUGUACAAUGCGCUGGAGGACGACCCGAUCCUCGACCGCAGCGCAAAGCUCUUCCUGCCAGAGCAGGUCUACAAGGAGUUUUACCCGCACUUGCAUGCCUUGUGCGAUCUCGUCAUCGACCCCAAGACGUACGCGCUCGUCGCUAAUGCAGAGCACGACCUGCCAUACAUCAAGGGCACGGGUUUCUCGUCGUUUGGCCACCCGAUCCCCGACGCCCUCGUGACCUCGCCCGGAUGGAAGGAGCUGCAGAACAUUGGGAUCCGCAACGGUAUCGUGGCGACAGGCUACGACUCGUCGCUUGGCGCGUCGGCGCGCGUGGCGCAGUUCCUCAAGCUGCACCAGUGGGGCCCGUCGUCGGCCGUCGUCACCUGCCCCUCGGCGAUGCAGGACGGCGCGACGAGCGUGCUCCUCCGCGAGCUGCAGCGCAUCGCGCCCGGCUCGCGCGCAUACGACGACAAGGAGGAAAACCGCAGCAUCAAGCGCAAGGUGUUCACCCGCGCCGUUGAGCGUCUACUCUCCCUCGACCCCGAGGUCGCGUGGACCUCGGGCCAGUGGAUGACGGAGCGCCCCGGCGGCUCCGACGUCGCCGGCACCGAGACGGUCGCGACGUACGAGGGCGACAAUGGCGAGACGGACAUUGACGGUAACCCGCUUGGCCCAUGGUGUAUCGACGGCUUCAAGUGGUUCUCGUCAGCGACCGACUGCGGCUGCGUGCUGCUCCUCGCGCAGACGGAGAAGGGCCUCGGCUGCUUCUUCGCGCCCACGCGCAAGCUCGACCCCGCAGGCGACGUCGCCAUGAACGGCAUCCGCAUCCAGAGGCUCAAGAACAAGCUCGGCACAAAGGCCCUCCCGACCGCCGAGGUCGAGGUCAAGGGCAUGCGCGCGUGGCUUGUCGGUACCGAGGGCCGCGGUGUCGCCAACAUUGCGACGCUGCUCAACGUCACCAGGCUGUACAAUGCCGGCUCGUCCACUGGCUUCUGGGGCCGCGGCCUCGCCAUCGCCCGCAGCUUUGGUCGCCAGCGCGUCAUGCCCUCCCUCGCCCUCAAGGGUCUGCCCGACAAGCUGCGCACGCUGCCCCGCUACACCAAGACGAUUGCCGGCAUCACGCUCGGCUACCGCGCCGACACGCUCCUCGCCGUGUUUGUUGCCGCGCUCGUGGGCAAGUCUGAGAACCCCGACUCGCCUACCGCGUCCAUCAUCCCGACCGACCACAACCAGGUCGCGGCGCUUGUGCGCCUCAUCACGCCCGUGUCCAAGGCGCGCACGGCCAAGAACGGCAUCGCCGGCCUGCAGGAGUGCAUGGAGUCGCUCGGCGGCGUCGGCUUCAUGGAGAACCAGGAGAACCCCGAGAUGAACAUUGCGCGUCUGUUCCGCGACGCCAACGUCCUGUCCAUCUGGGAGGGCACGACCGACGUGCUCGCCACCGACACGGUCAAGGUGGUCAAGGGCAAGACGGGCGCGCAGAGCAUCGACGCCGUCGACAAGUGGCUCAAGGCGACGCUGGGCGCCAACUCGACUGACCCGUACGGCGCCAAGUCGAAUGUCGACCUCGGCCCCGAGAAGGCGGCGAUCCUCAAGGCGUGGAGCGUGUUUGUGUACAAUGCGUCCGCCCGCGACAAGGAGGAGCUGCUCGCCUACGGCCGCGAGGUGGUCGCCGAGAUUGGCGACGUCCUGUGCGCGACCUUGCUGGUCGCCGACGCCGAGUCGGACAACGACCUGACGGCCAUCGAGUGCGCGCGCCGCUUUGUCCGCACGCGCGGCACGUUUGGGUUUGACGGCAAGGAGCAGUCGGACUGGAAGAGCGUGAGCCGGUGGGACGACAAGAUUAGCUUUGAGCGCGAGCCGCCGGCGCCCAAGCCGCGUGCCAAGCUCUAG
Vanrija pseudolonga is the source of this 1932-nucleotide messenger RNA. RefSeq names its product Acyl-CoA dehydrogenase family member 11. Lineage: Eukaryota; Fungi; Basidiomycota; Tremellomycetes; Trichosporonales; Trichosporonaceae. The record is from RefSeq and is a predicted model, not a curated record. Gene Ontology annotation, molecular function: acyl-CoA dehydrogenase activity. The coding region runs from base 1 to 1932 and encodes 643 amino acids. The transcript has a single exon.